This is a messenger RNA of Cephus cinctus (wheat stem sawfly), 1079 nucleotides long. RefSeq names its product progestin and adipoQ receptor family member 4. The record is from RefSeq and is a predicted model, not a curated record. Gene Ontology annotation, cellular component: membrane. The coding region runs from base 139 to 735 and encodes 198 amino acids. The transcript has 3 exons. Lineage: Eukaryota; Metazoa; Arthropoda; Insecta; Hymenoptera; Cephidae. Gene Ontology annotation, molecular function: signaling receptor activity.
CUGGGUCUCCUUAACGGUAGCCUCGGGGGUACCAUCGACGCUCACGAGCGCUCCUCCUCGGGGCAUUCUCAAAGAAACGAAAAUCAAAGCGACGAUGUGCUUUCGGAUGUUCCGAAGAUUCUUCUCCGAUGGAGCGACAUGCCCCGCCACUUGCAAUUUAAUCCUCACAUACGCUCUGGUUAUCGACCUCUUAUGACGAUUCGCGGCUGCCUUGGCAGCCUAUUUUAUCUGCACAACGAAACGAUUAACAUCCUGACGCACGGAGCAAUGCCAAUGAUCGCGGCCUUCGUUCACUGUUUACCUGACGCCCUGUGGUUCGGCUGCUUGCUGAGCUACUGCUUCCUCAGCUUUUGGGGCCUUUACAAAGCGAUGCGCGCACGUUCUCCCUGGGAGAGGCGUUUGUGUUUUUCUCCACCUUUCACGAUGCGAUUACUCGUUCUGACUUUGCGCUGCCUUGACAUCGGAGGUGGUUCUCCGAAUGCUUUCCCUCAUAUACUGCUUCAGGACCUCGUGGCGGUGAUAGGUGGGACGAUAGGCGCCCUUCGAAUACCUGAAAAGUGGAUACCGGGACGUGUUGACAUGGCUCUCAACUCUCAUAAUAUAAUGCACGUGAUGGUAGUCCUGGCAGUGUGCUCGAUGCAUGCAGCGACGCUUCAGGAUCUAGAGUGGAUGACUAGUAAAACGGCAUGCGUCUUGACAACUUCUCGUUUCUCUCCGAUCCAUCAGGAACUAUGAUCGCAGAGUACGUGCUAGUAUCGCGUAACAAAUGUACAUUCCUUGGCCUUCCUUAAACAUCUUUUGAGCCUUACUUUAGGAUACAGCUACAUAGCUACAUAGCAGUGCUGCGAUAGAUAAAGCUGGAAUUAUAAAUUCUAGGAGAUUUUUAGGAGUCCACUCAUCGUAAGCUCACCUAAGAACAUCAAAAAUAUGUAUAUUAUAUGAACAGAAUAACUGAUCAUAACUAACGAUGUACAAGAGGUGAGUGUCUUCAAUAAUCCGUUUUCCUAAAAUGUUAUUAUUACACUCCUUGAUAAUAAAAUCAACAAUGCUAUUUAGUCAAAUAAAAUUCUUUGAGAAUA